Messenger RNA from Corylus avellana, 968 nucleotides. The record is from RefSeq and is a predicted model, not a curated record. Lineage: Eukaryota; Viridiplantae; Streptophyta; Magnoliopsida; Fagales; Betulaceae.
GUUAAAGAAAACAUGCAGGAUGAUUGUCCUGAACAGCAAAGCACUAGUUUAAUUACAUGCUGUGGAUUUAGAGAGUAAAGCAUAGCAGAGAGAAAAACCAAAAGAAAAGAAAAAAAAGGGAGAUGGGUGUGCUGAUCAACAGAGUGGAGAGAAGUGAGAUCAAGCCUGGAGACCACAUCUACACCUACAGAGCUGCCUACACCUAUUCUCACCACGGUAUCUUUGUUGGGGAAAACAAGGUGGUCCAUUUUACAGCUCAAAAACAUUUGAAUUCAAGCAGUUGGGCAUCUUCUGGUUCUAGCUUAUAUAAUUCAAUGAUCACCUGUUCUUCCUAUCCCGAAUGUGGAUUUAGGAAACCCAACAGUGGUGUACUCCGUUCUUGCCUGGAUUGUUUCCUUCGAAAUGGGUCUCUGUAUCGUUACGAAUAUGGAGUUUCUAAAUCAGUUUUCCUUGCUCAUGUGCGGGGCGGCACAUGCUCCACUGCAAAAUCUGACCCACCAGAAGAAGUUACCCGCCGAGCAUUGUAUCUUCUUCAAACUGGAUUUGGCAAUUAUGAUUUGCUUCAAAACAACUGCGAAGACUUUGCGCUUUAUUGCAAAACUGGUCUUGUGAUAGAAGGCAAAGUAAAAACAGAGGGCAGCGGCCAAAAAAAAGGAAACAAACUGGGGGUUGGAGUUGGAGCAAGUGGUCAAGUCUCUUCUGUCUCUUCUGUGUUUGAUGCCGCAUCGGAGGCCAUUCGUUAUUCUACUCUGAAGUCGCUGGUGUCACGAGCUACUGUAAUGGCUGCCAUGUACUUUUUGGACAGAUAUGCUACUGAUAUUGGCGUUCGAGAUGAUGUGAUCAAGAUGGCAGUGGAGGACUUGGCUGUCAACAUGGGCUGGGAAGGCCAUCAUGGGGAAGAAGCUGAUGACACAGAGGCUUCGAAGCAAGAUUUUAUUACUAUGAAUUCUGGUACGUCUUUUUAUUAG